AUGUCCUUCCACGUCCUCGCCGCCGCGAUCGACAUCAAGCGCGCGAUCGCGGCGGAGCUCCCGAUCCCGAUCGAGACGAUGGCGCUCAAGGCGGCGGGCGCGGUCGAGGGCGCGGGCGCGGUCGAGGGGGAGGGGGAGGACGCGGCGGCGGCGGCGGCGGCGGCGGCGACGAUGCGCGACGCGACGACGCUGUUCGACGUCGGCGUCCGACCGGGCGACGAAGCGGAGCUCGAGCUCGUCGUGGAGUACGCGAAACCGUCCGAGGAGGAGGCGGAGGCGGUCGACGUCGAUCCGAACGCGCCGAAAGUGUUGCCCGAGCGCAUCGACGUCGUCGUCGCGCCGAAGGAGCGCGGCGGACAACCGAGGGUGGUCUCGGUGGUGAUCGACGCGUCGAAUUGCGAAAAGCCGCGGUAUAAGGGCGGGUACCGGCACAAGCACACGGGGACGAGAUACCACCACGCGGAGAUUCAGACGAUGCGUAAACCGAGGGAGUGGCCGAAGGACGCGAAGUUCACGCGCGACACGCAGACGACGGAGGCGCGGACGCGGACGAUCAUGACGAAAAAGGAAGCCGCGACGCAGAUGAAGAGGAAAGAUUUACUCAUCAACGAGAACCGCGACGCGUUCGUCUCCGCGGGUCGGUACGUCGACAGCGACGAGUGGCACGCGAUCCGCGUCGCGGCGACGACGGUGCUGCAGAGGUACGCGCGCGGGUGGUUCGCGAGGAAACUGAGGGACGUGAAGCGCGUCGAGAGGGACGAGAGAGCGAGGGCGAGGGCGAAGGCGGCGACGGAGAAGCUCGACGCGGAGGAACGUCGGCGGAGGAAAGAGAUCGAGCGCCGGAUGCGCCCGCGGACGCACGAGGACUUCGACAUCUUGCGCCACGAGCUCGAGAAGUGGCGGAAAUCCGAGCACGCGAAGAUCGAGUCCGACGCCUCCGCGGACGACGCCGCGAAGGCGAGGAACAAACAGCUGCUGCUGCGUCGGGAGACGAAACUCCUCGCGACGAUCGAUCGGUUAAAAGUCACAGCCGCCGCGGAGAACAAAGACGCGCGCGUCGCGCGCGCGCUGGACGACAUGUCCACCGCGAAGCGCUGGGAGUGCGACGACGGCAGCGUCGUGGAGGUGCACACCCCGUUCACGACGCGCGCGAAGGAGCUUCAACAGCUGUACAACGGCGUGCGGUUGCCGUUGGUGACGGCGGAUGAGCGACUCGACGUGCUGCUCCACGUCAAGUGGACGGUGAAAGAGUUCGACUGCAACCUGACGCGGGAGAUCGUCGAGUUGAUCGAUCGCGAGGCGGAUUUGAUCGAUCGAGGGCGGGACGUCAAGACGAUGGGCGGGCUGCGGCGGCGGCUGUCGAACUUGUUUCUUCAGUUCAUCGAGACACCGGAGUUUAACCCGGAGGCGGCGAGGUACAGCGUCGCGGCGGCGGCGGCGGCGUUGCAGGAGCAGGAGAAGGAACUCGCGCGCUCGAAACGCACCGCGCGCGUGCGUUAG
This is a messenger RNA of Micromonas pusilla CCMP1545, 1500 nucleotides long. RefSeq lists its product as uncharacterized. Gene Ontology annotation, molecular function: protein binding. Lineage: Eukaryota; Viridiplantae; Chlorophyta; Mamiellophyceae; Mamiellales; Mamiellaceae. The transcript has 2 exons. The coding region runs from base 1 to 1500 and encodes 499 amino acids. The record is from RefSeq and is a predicted model, not a curated record.